Pleurotus ostreatus (oyster mushroom) is the source of this 1383-nucleotide messenger RNA. RefSeq lists its product as uncharacterized. The transcript has 4 exons. Bases 1 to 1383 code for a protein of 460 amino acids. The record is from RefSeq and is a predicted model, not a curated record. NCBI's taxonomy places the organism in Eukaryota, Fungi, Basidiomycota, Agaricomycetes, Agaricales, Pleurotaceae.
AUGCCUCCCAAACCACGACCCAUCCUCAAGCAGAACUCUGCAACUAUACCCUCCUCACGUUUGAAGGAGGAAGAAGCAGCCAAAGCCAUGCCUCCUCCCCCCGACCCACCGAAGCCACCAAGGAUAUUAGAGCCUGAGAUGAAGGCAUUGUCCUCCUGCCUACAGAAUGCUGCUGUCAAGACUGCCCAAAUAUACAAGUUCUACGCGGAUACACACAAACUUGGCGUUCAACAAUACACGCCUGGUCCACCGUCGUCUCUCACUGCCUCACUGGGACGUGAGAUUGAGAAGUAUGAUCAGCUGUGCGAUGCUAUCGAGACACAAUUACUUCGCGCAGUUUCAGUUCUGCAGAGAGAUCUAGCCCGGGAGGAACGUCGCGUAGAGGAGGAAGAGGCGGCUGCGGCUGCGAUCAAGGCAGCGAACGACAAGCCAUUGCUCACUUCCAUCACCACGGCAGAUUCAGCCGACGGAGAGUCAAGUCAACCGAAGACACCUACAAGGCCUUCGCCCGGGAGCAAUGCAGCGAAUCCGUUGAACAGGCGGCCGUCUAGUAUCUCUAUCUCCUCCCUCCAUCGCGCUCCGUUCCCACUCAAGUUGGAUCUAUCUUCGCCCUCUUUACGGACAUCGCCAGAAGAUGUAGCGUUAUUCUCAGGGGGAUUGGCCUCGCCUAUUGUCCUUGGGCAAAGGCCGUUGAUGAGUACUGGUCCACCGCCUGAGUUCAACCCUGAGCUAUUGUCUGCCUUUGCAUCGUCGGCACCUGACGGGCGAGUUGAUAUCGACCUAACCCUCGCUGACUCCGACAAUAUGGUAGUUGGAGGUCAGGAACUGGCCAACAUCGGCAAUUCAGCCGACAAACCUAUCGAACUUGAUCUGGAAUCUAUGGAUAUCGAGAUGGAGAAUAUGCUAUUUGGUCAAGGCCGCGAUACCACUGUCAGCGAUAACCCCUUUUCUUCUGCAGACGGUAUGCAGGUGGAAGACGAUUCUAGCAAGGGUGUAAAAGCUGAAGAAAAUAUCGACGCUGACAUUCUGGACGCCCUUACCGCCACUGCGCCCCAUGAUCACGACAACAUCUUUGGGGACCUCUCGCAAGAGAACACAAAUACGGUGAUGAGCGACGGUUCCAACGCCCCCACUAACUUGGAUAAUCAAGCUGGUGAGUCCCCUGGGAGCAUGCUUCGGAGCUUUGAAGCAGCAGCAGCCAAUCUGGACGGUCUCGACCAACCUACUCUCCCAGGCGCUCAGAAUAUACCUGAUGGGGGAUUCGACUUCUUGAAUCCCGAGUUCUUUGCCAGCACGCAGGAUCCCGACCUUGACGACCUAUUCAGCACCAUGGGCGAACAAGACGGUGGGACACAUACGCAGACAGACGAAGCCAAGCAUUGA